This is a messenger RNA of Podospora anserina S mat+, 1908 nucleotides long. RefSeq lists its product as uncharacterized. The record is from RefSeq and is a predicted model, not a curated record. Bases 1 to 1908 code for a protein of 635 amino acids. The transcript has a single exon. NCBI's taxonomy places the organism in Eukaryota, Fungi, Ascomycota, Sordariomycetes, Sordariales, Podosporaceae.
AUGACAUUUUGGUGGACCGUGCGUGGUGUUGCUGUCGUUGUCGGGGCGCUAGUCCUAUAUCCAAUGUUAUUGUUGCUUGGGAAAAUCGGCUACAGCAAUAUUCCAGCAGAUAUUUACCUGGCCGAAAAAGUUCAAGUGGGGCCUGCAAAUGCUGUUGUUCCAAGCGGGUCUGCUCUUUGCUAUUCUUCUAACCGGAUAUGCCCCAUGUACACCACAAACAGUGGCCCAAGCUCCCCUGGGGCUCCAUCCUGUAGUUGCUGGGUAGACAACUUUGGUGACUUUUGGGGGCCAGAUCAAGAAUUGGGGUCCUGCAAGUCACUGAAAAAAUCGCGUCGCCUUUUCUCGCAGCUUCGGAGAACAGGCUACAAAGGCUCAACCGGCCAUUUCGCUUUGUGGUCACAGCAUAUUCGAUUCUCACAGCAGCUCUCUUCCUUUGAUUCCAUUGGCUCCUGCCCUCCCUGCAAAACUUACUCAGCUGUCUUGCUCUCCCUGCGUUCGCCUGAAACCAUGGCCCCAUUAAUCCUACACAACGUGCCAGACGACGAGCUGUACGUAGGAGACGACGGUAUCAAGAGACCAUAUGCCAUGGUCUUUCCACAGUCCGUAUUUCACAACCAUCUGCCACCCCCCUCCGCCGCGACUGACAUGGAGGAAAACAGGCAGGAUGGCUCGCUGAGAGCGAGGAAGGCAGUCAACGAGACAGGGUCGUUUGGAAAGUCGACGCGACGGGCGAGGUCGAAAACCGCGACGCCUGCGAGAAAGGAAGAUCCAACCAUAGCCGCUGCCGAUAAGAUCUUUAGCAACUGGAUCGCGAACCAAGCCCCCAUCAGCCAGGCCCCCGCGCCAUCACAAAGCGACAGAGCUGCGCAGAACCAACGGCGUCCAAGUCUUCACCCAUCGACUUCUCAGCAGAAUCUCUCCCAAAACGACGAGAAGGUACCCCCAGAAGCCAAAUUCAUCAAGGCCAAAGAGCCAACCGAGGUCAUACUGCGAGGGUACCGCUCCGCCCAACAGCAAUAUGCCGCCAUCAACCACUACGAGCAGCUCGCAGGGAGAAUAUGCGAGGACUAUUCGCGUGACCCCCCGGUGGAGAGCAGGCGAUACAAGUCCGAACUCCGGGACCCAGCAUUCGCCCGCCGGAAGGCCCUCACCCCAGAAGAACGUGCCAAGGUUAAUAAAGCCGACAGUGGGUUGCACUGGGUGAAGGUCACCUUCGAGUCCGCCGAGGCCGCCGAAGCAGCCAUCUAUGCCUCUCCCCAGAUUAUCCUAGGUCACCAGGUCUUUGCCGAGCCAUACACCGGCCUCCCACCUCCGCGCGACGAAGCCGUUCCCGACCCAUCCAUAGCCGCCGGCUUCGGCAUCCAGCGCACCAACUCCGGCAGACGCCAGUCACAACAACAGCCCCGAGCUGGCACCGCGGCCGCCGCAGGCUUCAACCCAGCCUGGCUCAACCCCGACAGCUUCGACUCUGGGUUCUCCCACACCUCUAGUCACACAGCAGACACCGGCACAGCCGCCUCUACCGACUUUGAGACACAGCCUCUCUCUCGAACCGUCACACCGCCCAACCCAUUCGCCUUUGACAAUAUCGUCGCCGAGCAACCCCGGCAACAGGAUAAAGAUGCGGAUGAUUUCUGCCGGCUGAUCCCCGAAGUGAGGAAGGUUAAGCUCCUUCCCAUGGAACAAGCUCUCCUGCCCGCCCCGUCGGUCGCCCAGCGGGUAGCACACUACGUUCCCUUCAUCAGCUGGUUCAACGGCGCCAUGAUCGGGACUCAGGUCCCACGAACCGAGCUUGGCGAGUUUGACUGGGUGGCUGCGAGUCUGUACUGGAAGUUUUUGUGGUGGUUGGAUUUCUUGUUUGGGUUGUUUGGGGGUGAUAUCCGGAAGGCGGCAGACCAAGAUGACUAA